This is a messenger RNA of Castor canadensis (American beaver), 1204 nucleotides long. NCBI's taxonomy places the organism in Eukaryota, Metazoa, Chordata, Mammalia, Rodentia, Castoridae. The record is from RefSeq and is a predicted model, not a curated record.
AUGGAGCACUUCACCUGCAUUGUGAAGGUACUUUUUACCCUACUGUAUACACAGGCUCUUGCAGCACUUUCAGUUAAAUGCAGUGAGGAAGAUAGGUCAGCCUGGAAACAUGUUGGAGCUCUUAAGAAGAAUACAUCUGAUGCAGAAAAGUCUUAUGAAGUGUUAUUGAGCUUUGUUAUAAGUGAACUAUCAAAAGGAAAGUUAUACUAUGAAGAAGGAACUCAGGAGUGUGCAAUGGUUUGUCCUAUUGCUUGGUCUCCUGAAUCCAUGGAAAAAUACUUACAGGACUUCUGCUUACCUUUUCUCAGAAUCACCAGCCUUCUGCAGCACCACCUUUUUGGGGAAGAUUUACCUAGUUGCCAGGUAUAAUUUGAGGUAGAGAAUAGGGAGCCUUGUUUUUAUAAUAAGCUAAUUUUAUGAAUUAUAUGGAUAUAGAGUAUAAUACUUACGUCUCUCUCUCUCUCUCUGUCAUGAGUAUAUGUUAGUUUAACUCAAAGGAAUAAAUACAAUAUUUACACUUUUGUGUUUAUUAGCAUCCACCCUUUCUAUGAUAAUAUUGUUAAUGUUGGACAUUUGAGCAGUUUUGGAUCAGAUCGAUGAUAAUUUGUGCCCAAUACUUGAAUAGGACCCUCAUAUUUAGUCUCUUGGCAUUUUUUAUUACUAAUAUCAUUUGCUUUUAAUAUCCUUUUAAAAGUUACGAUGGUCAGAACACUGGUUGUUUAAAGAUAUGAUAGCAUUUAUAUGAUUUUUGUAGCAAUGAAAUGUUUGGUUUGUAACCAAUUGUGUUGAAACGUGAAUGAAUUAAUUAUUACUGGUUAAACUGUUCCAUACAACUGUGGGUCAAAAUGAGUAGACAAGAAAGUAACAGGGUAGAAAAUCAGAAGGUAAGUAAGCCCACAGUGUGCUUAUGGAAUAUGACCCUGACGUUCAGUUUCAGGGAAUUUGAUGUAAGAAUUAUGUGUAUCAGUCAUACUUAGGAUGUCUGAAGUAUAUCAGAAUUAAGCAGGUUUUUUUGUUGUUCAUUUUGUCUUAAGCAGUUGACCAUUAUGUUAAAUGCUUUGAUUCUUUUGUUUUUAUCAAGUGCUUGUAGAUAAAUUCUGCACAUUUGUCAUCAAAACCUCCUAUUUAGAGUUAUAAGAUGUUGAACAAGCUGGGUGCCAGUAGCUCACACCUAUAAUCCUAGCUACUCCAGAAGACAGAAAUC